This is a messenger RNA of Penaeus vannamei (Pacific white shrimp), 545 nucleotides long. NCBI's taxonomy places the organism in Eukaryota, Metazoa, Arthropoda, Malacostraca, Decapoda, Penaeidae. The record is from RefSeq and is a predicted model, not a curated record.
CUGAGUCUUUCGCCGCUGUGGUAAGAGCUCUCACUUAUGGAGAAAAUUAUGGAGGUGUUCUGAAUGAAUUCAAGAGCUCAAUGUGCAGGCACGACCCGCUCUUCGAGGGGAACGACCAACGCGAUGCACACGACUUCCUGUCCGCUUUCCUCUUUGCUGCGAGGAAGGAAUUCAAAAAUCCAGAAGAUUCCCCCUUCAGUGACCUCUUUUUCGGAAAGGAGCAGGCGGUGAUUAAGUGUAAUGGAUGCAAAAACGAGGUUUUACGAAAAGAUGAAAUAUUUUCUUCCCUGACACUCACCGUCCACCCAAAUCAGCCCGGAAACCGAUUACAGACAUUGAUUGCCAACGCUUACGGGGAGCAAAGGAUUGAGUGGGAUUGCAACAGAUGCAAGAGCAAAUCAUGCACAAGGAAGGUUUUUGUCGAAGCUUUCCCAAAGAUCCUCAUCAUACACUUCAACAGGUAUGUAGAUCACUUUUCUAUUGUGAGAGUGAGUUUCGUGGUUCAUGCAAAUUUAAGGAACUUUUCAAAGAUUCUUAGGCAUUGA